Molecule: messenger RNA, 702 nt
Organism: Australozyma saopauloensis
Lineage: Eukaryota; Fungi; Ascomycota; Pichiomycetes; Serinales; Metschnikowiaceae
Product: U2-type spliceosomal complex subunit
Exons: 1
Coding region: 1-702 (233 amino acids)
Biological process (GO): snoRNA splicing
Cellular component (GO): U2-type spliceosomal complex
Molecular function (GO): metal ion binding
Source: RefSeq, a predicted model, not a curated record
AUGUUCAAGAAAAGAACAAUAAACCGCGAGCAGAAAAGAAAGCAGAUCGAAUUGUCCGAAGAAUCCGCUGCUGUAGAAGUGUCUGAAUUUGGCAGCACUCCCAAAAAGGCAAGAUCAGAGCCAGUACUCGUCAAUCAGAACUCAUCAACCAGCGCUGUGAACGCCACCGAACUUGAUAAAUCAAAUAGAUCGAACGACAAUUCAGAAAUACAGAAUAAAUUGGAAGGAGAUAGAGACCAGAACGAUAAAAAUGCCACAAGUGCGCUAAACAAAGAAGAACUACAACAACCCACUGGCAAACCAGUCAAAGCUGUUGGUCCAAAAGCCCCUCCCAAAAAUAUCCGAGUCACCACCUUGACAGAUUUCCAGCCAGAUGUGUGUAAAGACUUCCAGCAGACUGGCUAUUGUGGAUACGGCGAUACUUGUAAGUUUCUCCAUAUUCGAGACGAACUGCGACAGAAAAAGGUGAUUGCCAAGGAGUGGGAGACCGUAGCAGGGACUGGCACGGAGAAAAAAGAAAAAGAGAUCCCGUUCAAGUGUCCAAUUUGCAAGAACGACUACAAAAACCCUGUUGAGACGCUAUGUGGGCAUCAGUUCUGCCGUGAUUGUUUCAUGAAACGAUACAAGGAAAAAAAGAAAGCCAAAUGUUUUAUUUGCAAGACCGAUACUGGUGGAGUGGUGCAGCCGGUCAAGAUCAAAUGA